GUGAGACAGAGAGAUGGAAGGAAGUUGGUCAGGGAAGGAGAAAAAUAAAGAGAACAUUGAGCAGGGCUAUGAAUAAGUGAGAGAGAGAGAGAGAGAGAGCGAGGAAGGGGAGGAAAAUUAAGAAAGAGAGGCAUAGAGAGUGAGUGAGAGAGAGAGAGAGAGAGAGAGAGAGAGAGAGCAGCAUCAGAAGCCAGAAGGCUCACAUAGAAGCAGCAAGAAAGAAAAGCAGGAGAGAGAGAGAGAGAAAGAGAGAAACUGAGAUAUCACAACACUACUGCUCAGAGUGUGGACAGAAGACAGGAAGAAAAGGACAAAGAGACUCAUGUAAUGAUCUGUAAACACUGAAGGGUGUGUGUAGCUCUUGGAUUGGUGUAUGUGAGAACAAGUGAGUGUGAGAGAAUCAGGUGGAUCACUUCUGGAUAAGUUACUCACUCCUUUUGCACACCCCUUCCUGCAAGUGAACACACACAAACACACACGUGUGUGAGCUCUGACAGGGAGACUGAUGAGGCUGUGUCUGCUCAGUACAGAAAGAUGGAUCCUGUUCAGAAGGCGGUGAUCAACCACACCUUCGGAGUCCCACUGGUUAAGACCAAGCGGCCCAUCAUCUCCUGUAAUGUCUGCCAGAUUCGAUUCAACUCAGAGAGUCAGGCAGAGGCCCACUAUAAGGGGAACCGCCAUGCCAGGAGAGUGAAAGGCAUUGAGACCUCUAAGACUCGUCCACAGGAAAGUGACAAGCCUCCUCCUGGGCCCACUUCUUCCCCAUCACCCCCAGGAUCCCUGACGGCCAAUACAGACACUGACUCCAGCAAAACAGAAGAGACGCAGCCCGUGUCACAGCUGAGCAGGCCUGUGGUAGCGCAAGGGCCUGCGCCUGUGUCAGCUCCCCCUACCCCAGACUCCCCUGGUCCCUCUACUGGUGCCCUCAUGCCAAGCCCUGCCACUCCUCUUCCCCAACCUGCAAGCAGCUCCUCGCCUGGUUGUGGGUCUUCAAACCCGGAGCCAGCUGGAGCACCAGGAGCGACCGCAGCUACUCCUGGCAACGGAGAGACGGAGGAGGACAAAGCCAAGAAACUGCUGUACUGCUCGCUGUGCAAAGUGGCCGUCAACUCUCUCUCUCAGCUGGAAGCUCACAACAAAGGCACCAAACACAAAACCAUUCUGGAGGCCCGGAGCGGACUGGGUCCCAUUAAGGCGUAUCCUCGUCUUGGGCCCAAGCCCAGUGGAGAGAGUGGGCCUACAGACCCCAACACUCAGGAACGCACCUUCCACUGUGAGAUCUGCAAUGUGCGGGUCAAUUCAGAACUGCAGCUCAAACAGCACAUAUCAAGUCGAAGGCACCGGGAUGGAGUAGCAGGGAAGCCCAACCCACUCCUGAGCCGACACAAAAAGCACAGGGGUGCAGACCUCACGGAUCUCACCAAAGCGCUGGGCGCUGGCCUUUUGCCCAGUCCUCUGGCUGUAGCUGCAGCGAUGGCAGCUGCCGCCUCGUCCAAUCCGCUAGCUCUCCGUGCCGCAGCUCCCGCCCCACACCCUCAUCAUCAUCAUCAUCAUCAUCUCUUACAGGCCCCGCCCCUUAGCCAUGCUAUUCUGAGACCGGCCCCAGGGCCAAUCCGCACCUCACACGGGCCCAUUCUUUUCUCACCCUACUGACACACCCUCGUCCACUUCAGCCAGCCAGGAGCAGCAACUCCAAAAGCACACUGUGAAGUAAUAAAUUAGAAAAAUAAAUAGCAAACCGCACAGCAAUGACUAGAAUUAACUCAUCCACCAACUGCUCAAUUAUAAAGAGGAAAAAAAGCUGGAACAAAAGGAAAUGGAGGACAACAAAGGGAAAAGAUCUGACAAGAGUUUUAUUCCUUCUCUUCCUUGCCCUACCCUCCUCUUUUCUUUGGAGUGACUGAGUGAGUGAUUAGCAAUGAAUAGAAAGACAGUAUAUAAUAAUUACUUCAGCUCAGCAUUGAUCUUUCCCUUCUUGUCACACACACACACACACACUGUGAGACAGAAGCAGUCACAUAGGAACCGGAUGUAAGAAACAAACUGCUGGAGAGUUGUGUAACAUGUAACAUACCCAAACAUGCACACAUACUAAAAGACUACUACUUCUAACUGUUUCCAUAUAUACUGUGUACCACAGUACGAGUAGUUUCUCUCUGUCAUGUUCAGCGUGUCCUCAGCCCUAUGCACCUUGGAAAAAAAAAAACAACAACAGAAACCCGUUCUGUCAGUAGGAUAGCUGCUUUGAGUGAUCUCCUCUUUAAUCAAUCCAUGUCCUAUGAAGUUCUGCCCUCUAAGACACUGUUAGCAUCUUUCCAGUGUGGAGAAGCUUCUCUGCAUAAUGUACUUAGAUCGGUCCCUUGGAAGAACUACGGUAUUCAACAAGAAGUGACAAUACGACCAGAGGGGAUGUUGUGUCUGUGUGUGUGCGUGACUAGAAGGCAAUCUGGAUUCAUGGCAGUGUGGGGAAACAUACUCACAACACUAAGUGGUACUACAGUUUGGAUUCAGAACAAACACUAACAUCUAAACACUUCCUGAGGGAAACAUCUACCAACUUCUCUCCAGAAGUGAGAGGAAGACAUGAGCUGAUGAUCUGCUGUUUAGCAGAAAUCAACCCUCAGUUCCUAAAGGAAGACCAGUAGACAUUUAUUUAUUCUUGUGUAGUGUAGCAUAGUCCAGAACUUCCAAGUUGGCUGAUAUUGGUAGUAUCACAUAAACGAAAAAAAAAAUACAUGUUAUAGAAAAGAUGGUAUAGCUGUUAGUAGACUCAGUGAUGAUGGUAUUAGAUGGAUGGUGGGGUUCUUAGAGAGAAAGACAAUAUAACAGGGGUGUCCAAACUGCAUCCUUCCUCUGAAUUAUUUUUAAAAUGAGCCUAUUAAGACUUGAAUAAAUUGGCUUAUUUAACAACUUUUAAAGGUGACAUUCUUGCUUUGACCACUGGGUGUCACUACUAUGUAAAACUGAAUCUAAAAACUUUUAAUCUUCUCCCCUUUUCCCUCUUCGUAAUGUUUAUAUGGUUAAUUUUGCAGAUCUAACUUAACAUUACUAAGGUUUCAGGUAAACAUGGUGUCACCAAAGAGACAAAAAAAAAAAGAAAGUAAAUGCAGGUAUGCUGGCAAAAAGACUACUGAAUCUGUGUUGGUGUGUGUAGUGGAAGGUGGGGCAGAGCCCAGCCAUAUAUAUCAGCCAUAUGUUUUAAAUUCCAUUGAAAUACUAAUUACCUCUUUUGAGUGACCAAUGAUAUAAAAGAUUGUUGCUAUUAGAUAGAUAUAAGCCGCCGUUCUAGAAGUUGCGCAAUCAUGGGGCAAUAGGUUCACUUCCCCACUUAGUUUCCAUAGAGUUAUUCCUGCACCUAGUGGUCAAAAAUGGGAAAUGCAAGAAGUGCUAAUAAAGGCCCGUUGGGGCAGGAACCAUACUGCCUCAUCUCGGGGGAGGAGUGGUGGACAGGGCAGUUAAUGGGGUUGCCAUACCUCCAAGGUGACCUUAUUUCCCAUUCACAGACUGCGAGAAAAAAGAGGAAAAUAUGUCUCCUGUUUGUAAUGCUGAAUAUUUUGGGCUAGGUUCAAGUCUUCUUUGUGGAGUUUGAGAGAUAGGUGGGCUGGAAGUUUUGCUGAAACCUGGCAAACCUGAUUAAUGAUAUUAGCUCUACUGUGCUCAUCCCGCCCACAGGAAACACGCCUGCUGUGUCCUGCCCCACAAAAAUCUGUGGCAGAUUUUUAUGCAGCAGAAGUUGCAUAAAACUCACCCAUUAAGAUCACCUAGAUGAAGAGGGAAUGUUAUAGUGGCAAUCAAGCAGGUCUAUUAAUUGUAUUAUUGCAUAUGUGGCCUGGGACUGCAUAUUACUUUCCCUAUCCUGUUCCCAAAAAAUGUUUGGGCACCCCUGCAAUAUAAGCAAAGGUUUGGAUACGCAAUGUGUCCAUCCUCUUUCUCUCUCUCUCUUUCUCUCUCUCUCUCUCUCUCAUAUAUACACAAGUUAUGCAACCUCAACAGAAAGGCCAGCAAUAUGAACCCUGAACAUUUCCUCCUGCAUACCGGCUAAAAUCAAUCCUGAACUCUAUCACCUGUCCCAGCGAGGGGUGGAGGAAUGGACAACACUUUGAGGAGGAGUGAGAAGGGCAGGGAAAUGAAAAAAUGGAAUGAAUAAUAACUAAACAGGAAGAAGCUACAGGAUCACAGUCACAUUGCAAGGGGACGAGACUGUUCUCCCGUUCUUUGGUCUGAACUUCCUGUCUUGAAUCUAAAGCCAUGCAAUGCAUCUAAUUUCUAUUCUUUUACUAUGGUUGAUUUAAUGUAAUUGUUUUGUCGUUGUGGUUAUUUUUUUCAUUUUCAUAAAACACUGUUUUGUUGAUUAUAUAAUUAGUGAUGUGAAGACUGUGGUGGGGGAAAAAAUACACCCAAAAAUAUUUUUUUAGGUAGAGAAUCAUGGGAUGAAAUUCAGUGGGGACAUGGCCUAUUCACUGUAUGCGGGGAAACAGAAAUAUUCAUUUAGAAAGCAAGACCAAUCAUAACAUUGGAGGGAUUUUCCACAAGGUACUGAUGGACACACCUAAAGCCCUUCCACUGACAAGUGAUGCGCUAAAAUGUCUUACUGUUUGGAUAGUUGCAAUGCAAUAAGCAAUCAGAUUACGUGACUUGCUCUAGAUGAGCAUAAACCAAAUGUACAGGGUUCUGUAAACUGAUUUGUGUGUGCCUGCUGAUGGGAAUCUGUGUUCGUCCACAGCGAUGUUGGCCUUCUCAGUGCAGCAGGAAGGGCUGUGAUGGACUCUCACCUGCCCUUCACAUAAAAAGGGCCUUAUGAAUCUUUAAUAGGGGCACAAAAUACAGGAAAUCUGAGUGAAAAUAAUAUAUAGUCAGCCAUACCAUAGCAUAUGUAGCUAAGUUUCAAGAUUUCAUUGUUGCAUUUUGUGUGUGUGGUCAGCAGGUUUGGGAAAUACAGUAUCAUUAUCAUGAUAAUGCCAUUACAGAAAUGCUAACACAUGUUAGCGUCCACCAUUGUGCUUUGAUUAAAGUGACCUCUAUUUGGAGAUGUAUUUUAUUUUCUCAUUAGUUAGUGAGGCACUAGCAAGGGUGCUAUAGUUCUUGUCAGUGUGUAUCUUCUAGCGUUGUGUGUAUAUCAGACAGAAACCAAUCAAGCUGGACUGAACGACUUGUAUCAGACCGCAGCUGGCCGUGGUGCUGUGUUCACUGAUCUGCAGUAAGCACCACUCACACAGCAGCUUCAGCGAUGCCAUGUCAGGCUGAAAACUCCAAGGAGUAACAGCGAUUCACUUCCCAGCACAGUCCAUAAGCAUGAUACGGACACACGUCCAUCUGUGAACUCUCUAAAGAAUACGUUCAUCCUGUAGUCAUCAACAGAAGGAGCAUUGUCAGUGUACAUAAAUGUUUGCAGUCCUUUGGUAGAUUCAUCCAAUCUUUCAGGGCGGGUGUAAUGUUAGUGAUGAAGUGUGUUUUAGCCGUAGCCUUAUUCCACCCUAAGCCUCUCCAGGAGCAGAGAAAAGGGAAACCCUGAGAAGCUUUUGGUCAAACCUCGUCUUGCCAAUAAAGUUAUUUUUGAAUUUGUCAGAGGGAUUAAAGAGUAUGUAUGGUGAAACGUAGCAAUAUUCAACCCAUACCGGCUACUCUUGUUUAUUGCAAUAAGGAGAUCAACCAAUAAAUGCAUAGCCUAUGUGAGUAAAAUAAUAUAGAUGUAAUUUAAAUGAAACACAGAACUUUAUGGAAAAUAUUAUUGAUAUUAAAAGAAACCUGAAGUUACCACAGGAAAAAAAAAUGUCUAUAAAUCAAUAAAGACUAUUAAACUUAA
Pangasianodon hypophthalmus (striped catfish) is the source of this 5803-nucleotide messenger RNA. RefSeq names its product zinc finger protein 385A (gene znf385a). The record is from RefSeq and is a predicted model, not a curated record. Gene Ontology annotation, molecular function: zinc ion binding; nucleic acid binding. Gene Ontology annotation, cellular component: nucleus. NCBI's taxonomy places the organism in Eukaryota, Metazoa, Chordata, Actinopteri, Siluriformes, Pangasiidae. Bases 535 to 1653 code for a protein of 372 amino acids. The transcript is spliced from 7 exons.